CGGACGAUGCCGUGACGCGGCCGAGCGACAGUGUUGAUAGCGUGAGCGCACCCCUGAGGAGGAAGCCCUUCCGUCCCGGAGGCGGCGCGGCGUGGAGGCAGGUUGCUAUUUGAGAGAGCUCCCUUGAAGCUCUUCAGUGAGUGGGGGAGGGGCGGCAGACGACGGGCGUCCGCGUCUGCGCUUGCGCUGGUCCCUCUGCCGACCCGGUCCUCACGCACGCGCAUGCCCGGAGCUCGUGAGCCGCGGUGUCCGGCAGCACUGCGCGUGCGCGGUGAGGGGCCUACUGAGGAGCAGCGCUGGCCGACGUCGGGCGGGCGGCCCGUGACGUCGUGAGGAGCGCUUUAAAGUGCGGGCCGGGCCGGGCGUCCGAGGGUCUGGUGGGGAGUCGGGCGGAUCCUCUGCAGCAGCCCUCCGCGGCAUGAGGCGCUGCUGGCGCCCUUGCCCCGCGAGACGUGGAGAAAGUGGAGGAGGAGGAAGCCCCGUUGUCGCCACCGCCGCAUGACCCGCCGUCCCUGAGCCCCGACCCCGCGCCCUGCUUCUCGAAGCCCCCCGCCGGGUCCUGCCGCCACGGAUGGGGACCGGGCGGUGAGGACCUUCUAACCUCCGGGAGCCCCGGGGCACGUCUCCCGAGAGCCAUGCCCGCCCGCCCCGGAGGACCCUAGAGCAGCGUCGCGGGGGCCAUGGCUGCCGCCAGCGGCUAUACGGACCUGCGUGAAAAGCUCAAGUCCAUGACGUCCCGGGAUAACUAUAAGGCGGGUAGUCGGGAGGCAGCCGCCGCCGCCGCCGCUGCUGUGGCCGCCGCCGCCGCGGCCGCGGCCGCCGCCGAGCCUUACCCCUUGUCCGGGGCCAAGCGCAAGUACCAGGAAGACUCGGACCCGGAGCGCAGCGACUAUGAGGAGCAGCAGCUGCAGAAGGAGGAGGAGGCGCGUAAGGUGAAGAGCGGCAUCCGUCAGAUGCGCCUCUUCAGCCAGGACGAGUGCUCUAAGAUCGAGGCCCGCAUCGACGAGGUGGUGUCCCGCGCCGAGAAGGGCCUGUACAACGAGCACACGGUGGACCGGGCCCCGCUGCGCAACAAGUACUUUUUCGGCGAGGGCUACACUUACGGCGCCCAGCUGCAGAAGCGCGGGCCCGGCCAGGAGCGCCUUUACCCUCCGGGCGACGUGGACGAGAUCCCCGAGUGGGUGCACCAGUUGGUGAUCCAGAAGCUCGUGGAACACCGCGUCAUCCCCGAGGGCUUCGUUAACAGCGCCGUCAUCAACGACUAUCAGCCCGGCGGCUGCAUCGUGUCUCACGUGGACCCCAUCCACAUCUUCGAGCGCCCCAUCGUGUCCGUGUCCUUCUUUAGCGACUCCGCGCUCUGCUUCGGCUGCAAGUUCCAGUUCAAGCCUAUCCGAGUGUCGGAACCUGUGCUUUCCCUGCCGGUGCGCAGGGGGAGCGUGACUGUGCUCAGUGGAUAUGCUGCUGAUGAAAUCACUCACUGCAUACGGCCUCAGGACAUCAAGGAGCGCCGAGCUGUCAUCAUACUCAGGAAGACGAGAUUAGAUGCACCCCGGUUGGAAACAAAGUCCCUGAGCGGCUCCAUGUUACCACCCAGCUAUGCUUCAGAUCGCCUGUCAGGAAACAAUAGGGACCCUGCUCUGAAACCCAAGCGGUCCCACCGCAAAGCAGACCCUGAUGCUGCUCACAGGCCCCGUAUCCUGGAGAUGGACAAGGAAGAGAACCGGCGCUCAGUGCUACUACCCACACACCGGCGGCGGGGUAGCUUCAGCUCUGAGAACUACUGGCGCAAGUCCUACGAGUCUGCGGAGGACUGCUCGGAGGCGGCAGGCAGCCCUGCCCGAAAGGUGAAGAUGCGGAGGCACUGAGGCCUGCCCGCCACCCUCCUGGGACCUCUGGCUAAUCCUCAUGUAGCUGCCCCUUCUUUUGUUUUGAGGGUUUUGUUUUUGUUUGUUUUUUGUUUCAUUUUUGGGUUUUUUGUUUGUUUGUUUUUGUUUUUUUUUUUAUCCUAUAUAUUUUUUCCUUGGUCUGUUGCCUGUUGAAGCUGAAGAACAGAAUUGGCCAGGACCUGGCUUCUCAUGUUUUUGGUUUUCCUCCUGGAUGGAAAAGCUGUUGGUGUUUGUAGGGGACAGAAACUCACACUGGAGUGGCCAGUAGAGGUGUGGGGGCAGCUGUCUUAAGGUGGGGCUGUGUCAGGCUGGGUUUAUUUAAAAGCAACAAAAUGUUUUGGUUAAGAAAUUCUUGUUUUGCUUUAAAUGUCAAUCUUUGCAGUGUUCUAAACAAAGUUCAAUCUCCUGCCCACCCUUCCUCCACUGAUGUCAGUGCUUGGUUGAGGUCUCUUGGAGCCCUACCAGCUGUGCAUGGAGCCUGCUGUCCUCCACCUCUCACCUGCUCCCCAGGCCCUGGAAGCUCAUACAACACCCUUUCUUCCUCCUGCAUCAGAGUCGUUCAGGUUGGCUGGGCAGAGGCUUAAACAAUGCCAGCCCCUGCCACUCCAAAGCUAUUGCUAAGGCUUCCUUCAUGCCCACUGGCCUGCUCUGCCCACAGUUCCUUAGGCUGCCAAGGGGCUAGCACAGUGGUCCUGACUUCUCUUGCCAAGAGCAUGCCUCUUUGCUGGGUUGCUCCUUUCAAGCAUAUGCGUGUGAUUGUAUGGAACAGUUAGACUUGCUCUGUUGGGUCAGCUUUAGCCAUUUCUACCUAGAGGGACUGGUGUCCUUCCAAAUCUAGCAUUUGAGGUAUGGAAAAUUUUGUGGUGUGUGGUAGGGUUAUUGUUUUCUUUUGUUUUGAGUUUUUAUUUUUCCUUCAGUUUCCUGGCUUUUUCCUUUCCCUUUCCUUUCUCCUACAUUGACCAGACUGGGCCUUCUCCCCAUGUCACCCCUCUAGGAAGGUGCCCGCCCCCUCUGUCCGCCUGUAGCAUGCAUCCAGGGCCAGAGCUCAGGCCUGCAGACUGGGUUGGUGCCUCCUCUCUGCCCCAGGGGCAUGGGAGCUGGGGAAGAGGCUUUAAAAAAAUCAUAAUAAUAAAAGGAAAAAAAGGCAAAGUCUUUGGCAAGUUUCCCACUCAGAUCCUGGAAGGCUGCAAGUUUUGCUGAUCUAGAUUAAUUAGGAAUGUCUUCUUGCCAGCCAGGCCAGGACCUGGGCCUGCCGAAAGUAGAGCCCCUCUCGGCAACCAGGCUACCACCGCUCCAGGGGGCUUUGUGUAUAGAGGCCCAGGCUGGAGGCCUCGGAGGCUGCACAAGUCUGGGGCAGCCACCAUCAAGAAGCCCUUCUCAGGGGCCAGAACUCCUUUGCCAGCGUGGAUUCCUCAAGUUGGGACUGCGUAACUAAAGCAGUUGCAGUUUUAUUUUUUUUACAGCUUUUUUCCCAAAAAUGAUUUGUAGUUGUGUGUUCAGCACUUUGCCCUGAUAUGUGUGCUCUACAAUAAAAACCAAAUCUAAUAUAUUUUGAAA
Messenger RNA from Galeopterus variegatus (Sunda flying lemur), 3443 nucleotides. RefSeq names its product alkB, alkylation repair homolog 5 (E. coli) (gene ALKBH5). The coding region runs from base 681 to 1865 and encodes 394 amino acids. The transcript is spliced from 4 exons. The record is from RefSeq and is a predicted model, not a curated record. Gene Ontology annotation, cellular component: nucleus. Lineage: Eukaryota; Metazoa; Chordata; Mammalia; Dermoptera; Cynocephalidae. Gene Ontology annotation, molecular function: oxidative RNA demethylase activity. Gene Ontology annotation, biological process: mRNA processing; mRNA export from nucleus.